This is a messenger RNA of Trypanosoma theileri, 336 nucleotides long. RefSeq lists its product as uncharacterized. The annotation marks the transcript as partial. The record is from RefSeq and is a predicted model, not a curated record. The transcript has a single exon. Lineage: Eukaryota; Euglenozoa; Kinetoplastea; Trypanosomatida; Trypanosomatidae.
AUGAAGGAGUUUGUAUAUUCUUCCUUUUUCCCAUAUUGGACAGCGUGGGCCAAGUUAAACCAUAGAGCUCGUAUGCUUUACUGGCAACUCAAUGCCAAAGGCUGUGUUGCAGCUGCAGAUGAGAUUGAUAGGGCAAAGGAUGAUUUUCUUUAUCGUAUAGCAAACGAAUCUAAUGGUUCCGGCUUUCGAGAAGCUUGGAAUGCGGCCGUUAAAGCUCUGGAUAAAUGGGAAAAACAAAAUGACUGUACCUAUUGGGAUGAGGCCAAAUCAAAGUACGAUGCCGAAUUGGAAAAGUGGAAAGAGUUUCAACCGAAAGGGGAGGAGUAUGCACUUAUU